Peronospora belbahrii is the source of this 2688-nucleotide messenger RNA. The record is from the annotation of a GenBank genome assembly. NCBI's taxonomy places the organism in Eukaryota, Oomycota, Peronosporomycetes, Peronosporales, Peronosporaceae.
AUGACGAACCAAGUGAAUGCACCACCAUCUACUGAAUAUGCAAUAACAUUAAAGAACAAGACUCUCUUACUCGAUAAUGAUACUGACUCGAAUGAAGAAGAAGAAGAAGAAGAUAUGUAUUUACUACAUAAUCUUGCUGAAAAAGGCGAUUUCAAUUGUUUACGUCAACUCCUUCCACCUCGUUUUCAACACCAGAUGGUAUCUCGACCGUCACAAUUGACAAUCUUAUCAUGUGAGACAAGUCUAUUGGAAAAAGAUGAUAUGGGCUUUCUACCACUUCAUGUCGCUAUUAUUCAUCAACAAGUGGAUUGCGUCAUCCAUGUCUUGCGUUAUUCCUCAGCACUUACUAAUGCAAUGAUUCAAUUAAAUGGUGGAGAUUUUAAUACACCAUUGAUACAUUUAAUCUUACGUGUGGGAGCUUUAAAUGCUUCAUUUAGUGAAGAAAUAAUCAAAGAAUUAUUUUCAGAGAAGAAGAAAAAGAAGGAAGACAAUGAUGACGAUGAUUUUGAUUAUUAUAGUGAUGAUGUACGUGCAUUAUUAUUGGAAAAGAUAGCAGCUAGAGAUGAAGAAGGAAAUACGGUCUUUCAUCUAUGUGCUCGCUAUGAUCUUGUCAUGUGUUUACAUAUCCUAGUGACGUUUUAUAAACGUCAAUUUGCUGCUUGGGAACUUUAUGAACGUGAACAAUUUGAUCGAGAGGAUCAUGAAGAAAAAGAAGAUAAAAAGACGACGACAAAGAAGACAAUAAAGAAGAAAAAGCCCAUGAAACUUGAAACGUUGCUAGAAAAGGGCAAUAAAGUGGGAUUUCGACCACUACAUGAAGCCAUGAAGUAUCGAGCAGUUGGUGCAGCAAGAAAAUUGGUAAACGAAUACAACGUUGAUAUGAACUCCAUGACCUCGCUGCAUCAAACACCAGCGCACAUUGCUGCGCUUGUAGACUUUACUGAGGGUGUAAAGAUCCUGCGCAACUCUUCUCGGCAUGUAGCUGCACAUUUUACGAUCAAGGACAAACAUGGACGGACACCAGCUCAAGUGGCUCGUAGGUGUGCGUUUACUACUCUUGAGAUGCAAAUAUUGGCUGGUGAAGCAGGAACUUAUGCUGAGGAAUCUGCUGUUCAUCAGGAAAAGGUCCUGGAGCGAGAUCAGACACGACUUUUUUUCCAUCCCGAAGUUUGGAGGCAUUUGCCUAUGACGUAUCACCGUCGCGGUGGACCUGACCCUCCACCUGAAAAUCCUGAACGAAUUGACACGUUAGUAGAUCCUGUUUUUGGCAUCCUUCAAUCUCGUGAGUUUCAACAACCGAAUGUCAAGUGGGAUCUUGAAAUAAAACGCGCUGAUAUUGCCGACAUUUUGCGAGUGCAUGAGUUCUCGUAUGUCAAUCGUAUCCGCCAGAAGUGUUCCUCUCUUGCUGCGUCAGUUGUAGGUGAGCGACAUGAUAAUUUGGAGAACGAUGGCAUGGAUGGCACAAGUCACGACCAGUUCCUGCGCCCGUUCGAUUUGACAUCAGCUAGCGGUGCUGAUGACACGAAGGAGUGUCAUUCCACGUUAUCUUUGGAUUCAGAUACUGCGUUGUCAGCUCGUUCCUUUGACGCAGCCACCCGUGCUGCUGGAGCAGUGUGCAAGGCUGUUGACGAGGUUGUUGCAGGGAAGUGCAGGAAUGCGUUUUGCAUUGUACGGCCACCUGGACACCAUGCCGGACCGGUGGGUAAGGUGGUUUGUGAGAACGACCCAGAGGGAAGUCUUGGGUUUUGCCUUUUUAAUAACGUGGCUAUCGGAGCAGCGUAUGCACGCGCGCAUUUGAAACAUUGCGGUAUCGAUAGGGUAGCUAUCCUGGACUUUGACGUGCAUCAUGGCAACGGCACUGAAGAGAUUGUCCGACAGCUUGUACCGUCCACCAAAGAAAUAACGUAUGAGACACCCUAUGGUGUUGGUAAGCAGGUUGUGCAUCAGUACAAGCCUUGGCGCAGUGACGAUGACUCGGAGAACGUGUUUUUUUGUUCGGUGCACGGAUACGGACACAAGGAUCCUGAGCAUAAGGAGGAGUUGGUUAAGGGUGAAACUCAGGGCUGGUUUUACCCUGGUUCCGGCAUUUCGAAUGUAAAAGAGGCUCCACUCAUUUGGAACGAAGGCCUGUCCUUUUGUCGUGAAGGCACAUCCGCUUCACGCCUUACAUGGCGAAGCGCAUUCCGUGACCGCAUUUUGCCGAAACUGCGAGACUUUAAUCCGGACCUCAUCUUCCUAUCGGCAGGUUUUGACGCACAUAAGAAAGAGCUGGUCAAUUGGGGAUAUGUGUCGCUGCUGGAGCAAGACUAUGAGUGGCUUGUGAGGCACAUUAAACAGGUGGCCAAUACUUGCUGCAACGGCAGGUUAAUCUCAGUGCUGGAAGGAGGCUACAAUUUUCACGGUCGAAUGGUCUCGCCCUUCGCGCGCAGUGUCGCGGCCCAUACGCGUGCGCUCAUCAACCCGGCGCAGGAGCGCUGGGAUGAGGAAGAAAUUGCCAAGGAGGCCACGCAUGAACAGACGCUGCUGGCAAAUUACUUGGCUCCAGCAGCUUCAAGCUCUGUUGUGACGGUACUGCAGACAAAAAAGCGCACCAAAGACGCGGCGUCUCUUUUGCAUUCAAGAGACAAGCGCAUUAGGAAGGAGGUAGACUAUGUGGCGCUAGCCAAGGAACUGUCUGAGCAGAGGUAG